UAGCCAGUGAUACUGUCUGACUGCUCUCAGUGUUGUGUGGGCUGCUGCCUGCUGGGACUCCCACCCCUACAGGAUAACUCUUCUGUCUAGAACCUCAGUCCUCAGUCUCGAAUAUUAGAAUUAUUUGGUGGGUCGCCUACAAGAAGCACGUACCGCUGCCAGUCGACUGUGCUCGAGGGGGAGUUUCGUGGGCUUGAGUGUCACCAUAACGAAUAUUUGCGCAACGAGACGAGUUGUUUUUGUUUUCGAGACGAGAGAUCGUGAUAAAUGAAUUAUGUUGGUUGUUAUUCUCAAAUUUAUAAUGAAGUGGUGACAGAGUGGAACAUGUCAUAACAACCCAUUUGAAAAUAUAUGAAAAUAUAAACUGUAAUCUCACUGAUACAGCUUGUUUUGAAAUGCAAUACUAAAAAUUAUUUAAAAACCAAGAGCAUAUCAGCCUUGGCGGAAGCAACAUGAUGUACACCAGUGUGUGAUAAAUACCCCGGGAGCCAGUCGGGAGGACAGAACAUAGGGGUAAAGUUCAGCCACGGGUGAUAAUAAGUAUUAAAGAGUGAGGGAGGUGACGGGUCCCCCGCGGCAGCACUAGGCUACAGCCAGCGACCUUGAUAACGUCCAGUGCGCCGUGUUAGAUAUAAACGUGAAUAUCGUAGGUCUUGCCACAGUACAUACAGAGAGAACUAAUUGAAAGGAGAAAAUACGUGUAAACAUAUUAGUAAAUACUGAUAAACUGUUGCUACGAAAUGUUGUAAAUCCUGAUGAACUUAGCGAUAGCGUGUGCAAGGAAGUGAUGCAGCGGAUGGCUAGUGUUGUCGUAGCUGCUGCAGCAGUUGAAUGGCGUAAGAUGACCUAUGGAGGGCAUCGCCAGCAUUACGUCUCUUCCCAGCCAGCGAGACCUUGCUGGCAAGGAGCUCCUGGGCCAGCCACGGGGCGCCGCCAACCCUCUCCCUGCUCCCGCUCACAUAAAAGGUUGCUUGCGCCCGCUGCUAAAAGACGGAUCCUUUAAAGAAGGUAACUUUGGUGACGGCAGUGAUCAGGUGAGCGGGCAUGACCAGCCUGGGAGCCAUCACCGGGCUCCUGGAGAUGCCUCAGUAACCAGCAAGACAGGAGUAGCAGCAGCGCAGAACACCGCUCAUAAGAAAAUUAGUGAGUAUGCCUCCCGCGCGGUCAGUGGAAGUCCCGAGGCAUGGAAGAAAUAUAUUAGCGGCCUCGUCAACGAAGAAAUUCCCUCUAGCAAUGGAGAUAAAGAUGAACUUCAGUGCCCUAAUACGUGUCAGUCUGUCACAGGUAACGUCAAAUAUGAACAAGACGAUUUGAACAUUACUGAUGAGGAUGAUAGUGAAAGACCAAUUAAUAGUGAGAAAGAUGAUAGGGACAUUGGAGUAGGUAAUGUAGAAGUAGAAAGUGGUGUUAGAAACAUCGAAGAGAGAGUGGGAAUCAACGAAGAUUCCGACAACACUCUUGUCGAUGUUUCCAGCAGGAGUGAUGGAAACCUCGGAGGAAGUGUUGGAAUGUGCGUCCAAAACAUCGCAGUGGGUGUGGAAAGCAUACCAGGAAGCGCCGGACACAUCAGGGGGAGUAUUGAAAACAUCUUAGGCAGUCUUGGAAACAUUGGAGGGAGUCUCGGAAACAUCUUAGGAAGUUUCGGAAACAUCGGAGGAAGUGAUAGAAACAUCGGAGGGAGUGUCGGAAACAUCGCAGAAACUUUCGGAAACAUCGGAGGGAGUGUCGAAAACAUCGUAGGAAGUCUUCGAAACAUCGGAGAAAGUGAUAGAAACAUCGGAGGGAGUGUCGAAAACAUCGUAGGAAGUCUUCGAAACAUCGGAGAAAGUGAUAGAAACAUCGGAGGGAGUGUCGGAAACAUCGUAGGAAGUCUUCGAAACAUCGGAGAAAGUGAUAGAAACAUCGGAGGGAGUGUCGAAAACAUCGUAGGAAGUCUUCGAAACAUCGGAGAAAGUGAUAGAAACAUCGGAGGGAGUGUCGGAAACAUCGGAGGAAGUGUCGGAAACAUCGUAGGAAGUGUCGGAAACAUCGGAGGAAGUGUCGGAAACAUCGGAGGAAGUGUCGGAAACAUCGUAGGAAGUGUCGGAAACAUCGGAGGAAGUGUCGGAAACAUCGUAGGAAGUGUCGGAAACAUCGGAGGAAGUGUCGGAAACAUCGGAGGAAGUGUCGGAAACAUCGGAGGAAGUGUCGGAAACAUCGGAGGAAGUGUCGGAAACAUCGGAGGAAGUGUCGGAAACAUCAGAGGGAGUGUCGAUAAAGUCAGUCGCAGUGUAAAACACAUAGGAGGCAGUGACGGAAAUAUUGGAGGCAGUGGUUGGAGGUUUGGGGGCAGUCUCAGGAAAUUUGGAAGCAGUUUGAGGAGAUUUGGCAGCGACAGCAAGAUCAAAUGCUCAGGCAAGACCAGAAACACAGAGCUUAAGCUAACAGCAAGUAACGGGAAAACCAGAAAUAGUAGCGGGAAAAUCAACAGUGUAACUGAAGACGAGGAAAAUGGUGGUUGUUGCGGAUUCCCAGCCAGGGGUAGAGAUGUUGCUGGGGGUUCCCGAGCCAGGGGUGGAGAUGUUGCUGGGGGUUCCCGAGCCAGGAGUGGAGAUGUUGCUGGGGGUUCCCGAGCCAAGGGUGGUGAUGCACCCAGCCGUGGAGGAAAGAGGAACAAGUCUGAAGGUAGUGAGCCUGAAGAAACGAAAGCAGAUAGAUUACACAAGAAAAUGUCAAGUGGGGGCAAUAAGGUUGGUCGCGCCUUCUCCUUCAGCCCAGCCUCCAGGAGUAAACCUUCCCCUGCCAGCGUCCCUGCAGUGAACAGAAUCUUCGGAAGGUUUUCUUUUCGGAAAUCCAGCUCAAUCUUUUCGACCUUCAGUCAAUUUCUUGCCUCUUAUAUCUUUAAACCCUCCUUGAGAAAGUCGAGCGAUCCCUCACCCUUAAGAACGGAAGAUAACAUUGAUAAAAACGAGGAGGAGAAAGGAAGGGAAGAAAUCCAGCGGUGCGCGGAGCAGAGAGAUGGCGCGGUGGUCACUGCAGAGGCGUGUCUGGACGCUGAGACGCAGCGAAACGUUGAGAGAGGAAGUGAGAGUGAGGGUGGAGCGGGUCAAGUACACGCUGGAGAGGAAGUAAAGUGUUGUAGUGUGGGACGUGCUGAUGGUAACGAACUGUCUCACAAUAACAAUGAAACCUCAAAACCAGAUAGAGACAACACAAUGCAUUUGUGUCUUUUUGGCGACAACGACAGUAAUGACGAUGUGUUUCGUGCGUCGGAUGUGAAAGGUGGUGAAGACAAGGUAGGAGAGCUGGCGAGGGAAGACGAGAACAGUUCCACGCAAAGCGCGGUAGAAAACUAUGAAGAAUACGUAAUCGGCACUGGAUGGGUGAAGAAGAGGGUCUCCCAGAUCGAGAGACAAAUAUCCGUCAAGAAGAUGGAGGAACAGCAAAAGUUGGUAAGACAGAAGAGUACUACAACCACCUUGUCCUACAGGAGCGGCGACGGUAAGACCUCGACCUCAUCAGAUGACACAGCCACGCUCACCGAAGACCAAGAUGAGGGAAGAAGAAGUGCAGAUGAAGAAGUUGAAAACAAUAAACCGCACGGUGAAGACGAGAACAAGUCCGGGGAGAGUGACGACAGCGACACCGAGGUAGAGGACGACGAAAUGGGGGAUGUCGUGUUGCUGAGGUCGAAGUCCAGGGGUCAGGUUGCCUCCUUGUACCGGUACUCUGACUGUCCCACCUCACUCUACCGGUACUCAGCCAUUCGCCCUAGGACGGUCAUCAUCGGCUUGGGGGUGUGUACAGAGACGCAGUUCUUCAGGGGAUCCUUCGGUGACGGCGUGAGUGAGACUGAGAGUGAAGAUGAGGAGGAGGAUGCGGCGCCUAUCACCGGCCUCACUACGCCCUCUACACCCCGCCCACAGUCUCGCCCACCAUCCCCCUCCAGGACCUCACGCCCACAUUCCCCACUCUCUGACAUGGACACGGAGUCCAAGAGGAAUUCUCAGGCAGUGAGCACAGAACCCUCCGACCUCGAGGACCACAGCUCGCUAACCACCAGUGACCUCGACUCUUGCCAUGACCUAGCUGCACUCGACGCACGCAAGGACAAGGCUUACAGGAUCGCUCACGAACUCCUACAUACAGAGAGGACGUACGUCAAGGUCCUCCACCUUAUUGAUCAGGAGUUCCAGUUCCGGGUUGAUCACGAAAAUCGGGCGCACCACAUGUUCCCACAUGAUGUCAUUCCACACAUGUUUUCAAAUGUUAAGUCUAUCUACAAGCUUCACCACGACUUUCUCCUGCCACAACUAGAGGAACGAAUGGCUCAGUGGGAGCAGAAUAGAAGAAUUGGUGACAUCAUGAAAAGCUUUGCCCCUUUCUUGAAAAUGUACACAGAGUACGUGCGUAAUUUUGACAAUGCUAUGACUCUUAUUAACCAGUGGCAAGCAAAGUGUCCCCGUUUUGCUGCUAUCAUGGAUGAGAUUCAUUCUAUGGAGGUCUGCGGUAAUUUGACUCUCCAGCACCACAUGCUCUCACCUGUGCAGCGGAUCCCUCGUUACGAAAUGCUACUAAAAGACUAUUUAAAAAAAUUACCUGAAGAUUCUCCAGAUCGCCAUGAUACAGAGAAGGCUCUACAUUUGGUAUCCACAGCAGCUAAUCAUGCAAAUGAUGCCAUGAAAAAGAUUGAUAAAUUUGAGAAAUUGCUAGAGAUUCAAGAGAGUCUUGGAGGAGCGGAAGAUCUUGUCUCUCCUACAAGAGAACUGAUAAAAGAAGGCAAAAUCAUAAAGAUCUCAGCUAGGUCAGGAGACCAUCAGGAGAGAUAUAUAUUUUUGCUGACAGAUUUGUUACUGUUGUGUUCACCUCGGCUGAUGGGAGGCCGAGUGAUGAGUGGGCCUCAGUAUCGUCUUCGUGCCAAGUACCACGUGGAGAACCUUAUUGUGCAAGAGGGAGACAACCUUGAAACAGCUAACACUUUUUACAUCAAAGACAACAAUAAAUCUGUGGAACUUUACACACAGACUUUGGAAGAGAAGGAGCAGUGGCUAGAGGCUUUUAUUCGAGCAAUCCAUGAGACUUCUCAGCGGAAAUCAUCACUCAAGCUGCACUUUAACCCAGAUCAGCGAAUUGUGGAUUUAGAUCUCGGUCAGAAACAGCCCAUGUUGAUUCGUUCAGAUUCGGUCAAUAAGUGCAUGGAAUGUGGUAGUCAGUUCACCAUGGUACGGCGGAAACAUCACUGUCGGGCCUGCGGGGCGGUUGUGUGUAGCAAGUGUUCAAGCUUCAAAGCAUCUCUGGCAUAUGAGAGUGGAAAAAGUGUUCGAGUGUGUCGGACAUGCUAUGCAACAUUGCAAGAGCUUUCGUCAUCCACGGCCACACCUUCUCCUGAGAUUGAUGAUGCAGAUGAAUGUUCUUUGUACAGUACCAAAGAACCUUUAGAUUUACCAUUUAGAAAUAGAGGAGUAUUGGAGGUUUCAGCAAAAACUGGUGGAGCAGUAAUACAAGGGUUCCUUCAGCUCAAAACGCAUCGAAAAACUUGGGUCAAGCGGUGGUUUGCUCUUCAUACAGAUUUUGUUCUUUACUCUUUCAAAUGUGAAGCAGAUGACCAGGCACUAACUGCUACUCCUGUACCUGGAUUUACUGUUACACAUUUACAGGGCACAAGAAAUGAGAGUGGCAUAAGUGAAAAAGAAAAGGAGAGAGCAUUCAAGCUGCACCACUCUAAGAAGCAUUAUAUAUUCCAGGCAGCUUCAAAAGAAGAAUCUCAGAGAUGGGUGGCAGCUCUAAAGAAAGCAUCGCAGGCAGAAUUACCAUCUCCGGUUCAAUGACGAGAGCGGCAGGUGAUCGAGGCCCUUAUUACAUGUCUGUGAGAACAACCAUGAAUACACAAACACAUCUACACUACACUCACUCCCCAUAUUGAAGGAUAUUGGGCUUAAAGUGUUAAUUUCUUCCCUCCCUUAAGUUUUACAUUUUGUAUAAAAAAAAUGCUUUUAAUAGGAUUGUUUUAUUGCUUGUAAAAAGAUAAGGCAUUUGGGGUUUUGCAUUAGGUGGUGUAAUUGUUAGAUAUGUAUAGAACAUAUCCCAUGAUACAUUACCAGACUUUUUCAAUUGGCUGUAAAUGCAACUUUUUCAUGUUGUAGUUUGAGAGAUUCAUCAUUUUUUGUGAACAGAAUAAGUUAGUUCAUUAAAUAAUAAUGAACUAUUCAUUGUGUAUUUCUGAAUGAACAAAAUUAUUCAAGUUUUUGACCAAUUUUUGUUUAUGAAACUUGGUAAAGGGGCUAGGUGGUCACAAAGUAUACAUUUAUUCUUGAAUAUGGUAAACAUUCAAUUACAGUUCAUGGUCAGAAUAAGUUUUUGUUUUUGAAAAUAAUAAGUAGAUGGAUGCUUUUGGGAAGAAUAAAGUUAGUUAAGAUGUUAGCCAGUUUAACUAUUCACAUUGGACCAAAGAGCCAGAGCUCAAGCCCCACAAGCUCAACUAGGUGAGUACAUUUAGUGAGAAUAGUUUUGAGCUCAGUUUCAUAAUUUUGGGUCACACCAUCUCCAUCCUGUGCCAAAUUGGAUGAAACUAGGACAAAUUAUAAUGGCAGUGGCAUCUGAACUUUAAAAAUGAUGGCCCAUUGCAGAAAUAAAGUGGGCAAAUAGUGAAUUACAGCCAGUUCUUGAUAUAACAAGCAAUUUAGGGCUGAACCAGGGCAACUUACGGCUGAUUAAAUAUAUAUGUGCUCAGGUAUUUUUCUCAUCCUCAUAUCAGACAAGGAUACAAGCAAUAGUUUACACUUGGGAAAAUACUAGAAGGAUUGGUCCCAAAUCUAGAUACAGAAAUAGCACAACAUGAGACCAUAAGGCAUAGCAGGAUGUGUAAAAUAGCCCCAUUAAAAAGCAGAGGUGCAAUAGUCAUGAUGAGCUCAAUCUACAUCAAAGGACCAAGACAUUUCAACACUCUCUACACAUAUGGAGCAUAACUGGCCAACCUCUCGCAGUGUUCAAAAGAGAACUUGAUAAACACUUUCAACAGAUACCUGAUCAAUCAAACCGUGACUCGUACAUCAAGCAAUGAGCAGCUGCUUCGAACAUCUCGGUUGACGAGACCACCAACCAGCAGGUCUGGUCAUCGACUGAGCCACAGGGGAUGUUAAUCCUCAAAAUCAUUGACAGAUUGAUUUCAGAUUGAGGUUUGUUAAAACUAAGUAAUUACUGGUACUGUACAUUAAUAAUUAUAUACAGUAGUUACUUUGUGUCUGCAUGCAGUCCAGAGGUCGAGCCUACUUAGCAAGGACAUUGUUCUUUCAUGCAGAAAUUGUAUGGCGCCCAUAUCUCAAGAAGCACACACAAAUUAGAAAGGGUAUAAAGACAUGCUACUAAAUGACUCCUAGAACAUAAGAACAUGAGCAGAGAGGCUGGAGGUGUUAAACAUGCCAAGACUAGAAGAGAGAUCAAAUUGCCUUUUUUUUUUUUUCCUUCUAUGUAGAAAAUUGACAGGAAUUGACAAAGAUGACAAGUAGGAAUUUUUAAAGCUUGCAACAUCUUGAACAAGAGGUUAGACUCAAGCUUGGAAAGCAAAGGUGCAAAAAAGAUGUCCAAAAGUUCUCUUUUUGUGAAUAGUUGUAAACAAUUUGAACAAUGUUAAGUUAGGGGGAUGCCAAAAACAUCAACAGUUGCGAAGUCAUGUGACAAAGAUUAUAGGAAAGAUGGGACACCACAAGGAUAACUCGCUUUCUUUAACUACACUAGGGUAAUUACACACACUUGUAUUCUUGCUCUUUCUGGAUUGAGGCCCUAAAAUUUCUAGUAUGGGCCUUAUGCUCUCUCAUUUGGCUGAGCAUGAGCAUGAUAUAAUGACCUUGAAUGGACUACAUAGUGUGAAAUGCUCAUAAAUUUAACAGUAUGGUGCAUCAAAUGAAACGAUACAUCAAGAUUAGACUGUACUGCACUGACUGGAUACUUUUCCUAAAUGAAUUUAGGAUACAGUGACCUGUUUUUGCUAACAAUUAAAUACUGUAAAUUUUCUUCUUUCCAAUAUCCAUCUGUCUUCCAUAUUUAAGAUAAUUUCACAAUUUUUUUUUUACUCAAGGUAAAGAUUCAUUAUUCUGACCAUUUUGUCAGCAAUGCAUUUUGACUUUCUGCCCAAUUUAAUGAAAAUUGGUCAUAUUUCAAAUUUUCAAAGACAAAGGCAAACCCAUUGAUAGUUCAGCCUAUGACUUGCAAGUGAAAGUUAAUGAAAGAUUACCAGUAGUUAUUUGCUUUAUGCAUCUUCAUUUACCUAUUUACCAUUUUGGUUGAUAAGCACUAUAUAUGUAAGCAGAGACAUGCAGGCCGACCACCGCAGAAUUAGUAUACAAAGAACAAUAUAUAAAAUCCUGCCUGAGCACGUCUAUUACCAACUAUUAAUAUAUUGCUGUAACGAAGAAUAAAAGCAGGAUUAAUGAUUGACAAUUGUCCAUUGUUAUGGGGAUCACUCAAGAUACAUGAAUGUUGUACUCUUGCAAAGAGAAACUGUUUCUAGAAAAUUAUACAGUAAUGACAAAAAUGUGACUAGGUAAAUGCUUAAGAAAAAUAUUGUAUUGCUGUAUUUCAAAAUUAAAAAUUUUAUGUGAAUGAAGGUCAAGGUGCAUAUUGGUACUUGAAAGUGAUCAGGUAUGCAUGUACAGUAUUGUUUAGCUUGUGUUCCCAUCAGUAGUGUGUGACUUUUCACAAGAGUGACAUCAGUAAUUGAAAUGGUGUGAUGCUAAAGAAACCUGUGAUCAACCCCUCAGUCUUAUAACUAUGACCAGUGCUUAUUGGUUAACUGCAACACCACGUUCCUCAUUCUCAUACUAAAAAUAAUAAUGGCAGUAAAAAUACUGUGCACUGUAUUAUGUCAAUGUAUUUUACACAUCAGUCACUUUAAAAGAUUAUAAGUAAUUUAUGAAAAAGCAAAAUGAAUCUUUUUAAAUAACUGUUUAUAGUAGUAAUGAAGUAUUCAUAAAUAGGAUAAUAUCUGAGUAGCACAAGUUUCUUAGUAUUCUUGUUUAAACCUAAGCAAUGGUAAAUUAAGUUUAAGAACACAAUUAUGGUGUAUACACUUGUAUAUACAUGAAUGGUGACUACUAAGGUACAAAGGGUAGAUAUUUAACACUUUUGGUCCAUAUAUAUUAUAGUCCUCAUAGAAAUACACACAUUCUCAAGCGUCCAAUAAAUAACGCACAUGUUCUGUGACGUCCAGAAUUAGAAACUAAGAUAAAUAGCUUGGCAGUGUCCAUCUGUAUGGAAGCAAUAAUCAAAUCCACAAUUUACAGUGUAAGACAAAUUUAAGUGACCCAUUAUCUUUUUUACCACCAUCUUUUAAAAAGAGCAGCAUAUUAUUUACAUAAUAAAUUCAUGCUUAAUUUACUCUCAAAUAUAAUAAUUUAACUGAUUUGUCUUGAUUUAUUAGUUUAACAAAAUGGCUACUGACAUUUAAAAAAUUUUCCUUAGCCAUUCAGGAAUUAAAUUAAGCUAUAAUUUUAUUAAUAUAAAUAGUAUUUUGUUACACUACUGUUUGUGAUUCUUGUACUCUACAUUCAUGCUUUAACACCUUUACACUAUCAGUAAACUGCUUCGUUAACACCUACAGUAACAUAUGUGAAAAACUGUAGUAUGGGAGAUACUAUAUAUACAUACGUACAUACAUACUGUACAUAUCCACACACACAAUAAACCACAUUUUAAAGAUGAAAAUGUUAGCAAUAUUUUCACCCUUCGAAUGUGGUUUAUUUCUACAUUAAUAAAAUUACAGGACGGCCCAAAUGUCACUUUAUCGUAUUAUUAUUUUAUUAACAAAAUCAUAUGCAAAAAAGUAAAUUAAAAAAUAGCUAAAUUGAUAAAAAUACAAAUUAAAUUUGUUUAAACUAAAAUGCAUUUUUAUAAAUACUGUAUUAGUUUUGUUUAUUUUAAUUCAUUUAAUUUUAAUUAUUUUUCCAUGUUAAUAUUUACAUAUGAUUGUUACUAAAGUCAUACAGUAUCAUAAAGUAAUAUUUUGCCCACCUUAUAUAUAUGUAUGCAUGUGUGUAUAUACGUAUAUAUUAUGUAUGUAUAUAUAAUAUGUAUGUUGUACCUAAUAGGCCAAGUUACCUAACAAGCAGAAUUUUCCCGAAAUUAUAUACGGUACAGUAUUUUCUAAAAAAGAAUCUUAUGGCAUGAUAGAGCUUUCAGUUAUAUUAUUUAUGAUUUUAAUAUUUUUUUACUUAAAACUGACAUAGAAAUUCGUAUGCAGACGAUGAGACACAAUAACGUGACUGAAGAUAUGAUGAUCAAACCACACACCAGAAGGUGAAGAGACGACGACGUUUCGAUCCGUCCUGGACCAUUCUCAAGUCGAUUGUCCAGGACUUGUGCACAAUCGACUUUAUAAUGGUCCAGGACGGACCGAAACCUCGUCGUCUCUUCAUCUUCUGGUGUGGCUUGGUCAUCAUAACAUAGGUUAUGAUAGAUUAGGUUUGAACAAAUUUCUAAGUCAAUAAUUCAUGUUCUUAAUAUGAUAUUAACUGGAAUAAACCAAUUUGAAAAAAUAUUUGAAAAUAAUGAAAAUCACUGCCUGUUAGGCAAAUUGGGCCAUGCAUACUAGGCUAAGCAAUGAGAGCCAAAUUUUCAAUGAAUUUUAAGUUCUUCAAACAUUUUUUCUUAUGGAUUGAUGAAGUUUAUUAUUGUAUUGUAUGUAAUUUUCAUUUCUUUGGAGUCAAAAUUAACAUGCAAAUUUUACCAAACUUAACCUAGCCCAACAUAACUGUCAGUAAUUGAUGUGCCUAACAUAAUAUAUUAUUAUUGUUAGGAAUGAACCAAUUUGGAAAAAAAAUAUUUGAAAAAUAAAAACAAAUAAAAAAAUGGAAAGAAAUAUUUGAAAAUAGCAUCAGUUGCUCUGCCUGUUAAGCAAAUCAAGCCUUGCUUACUAGGCCAAGUAGUGUGAUCCAAGCUAUUAGGUAUGAAAUAUAUAUUAUAAUGUGUGUAAUGUAAUAAAUAAAAAGAUACAUUAGUGAUGGAUAUGCUACCUAGCUUCUAGAGGUUUUUCUCCAUGGCUGUUGUCAUAGACUCUUGUGCACCAGACUGUCUUCCUUCCUUGCUUUAUAAUGCUUCAUCAUAUUAAACAUGACUGGGUUAGUGUUCCUUGUAGAACUUGAGAGGAAAAUCAGCAAUUGAGGCAGAAUGCAAGUUGUGCAAGACCAUACCAUGUUGAAUGUUGUCUGCUGUAAUUGGUGAAAUUUUUUCCUUUCGUUUAAAGGGAAUGAUUAAAGUUACCAGUAAAACAAAAAAUAUACGUUGGAUUAGUUAUCAACAAGCAUUACACUUUUGAAAGGUUUGGUUACAGAGGUUAUUAACUACUUCAGUAAGUAAUGAUAAAAUUAAUGUACUGGAGUUUGUUGAAAGUAAAAAUUUACUUUUAAUUCAUGUCCAGCAUACAGCAAUAUUGUUUAUACUUUGUAUUGGGAUGGAGAAGUCUAGUAGUAGGAAACAUAUGUUGUUAGUUAGUAGCUUCUUGAACCUUGCCUAUCAUUUCACAUUAGUUGUACUCACAGAGUGUGUAGGCUCGCUCACAAAGCCUCAACUACUAGUUAUGUGUAUAAUGUACAGUAUCAUAUAUAACAUCCUCACCUGACUGAAUAAUAUGCAUGCUUUAUCCCAUUUUCAUUUGCUGUCUAACAGUAAAAGAUGCACAUAUUAUCUUCUAUAAAGGCACAGAGUUUUUAUCUGUUAUAAAAGUUAUUCCAGAAUUUAUUGCAGUAAAUUGCUAUUUAACAUGUUCUGUAGGAAUAGUAUUGUAUGACCAAUUUAUUGUAAAGAUUUACUCUAUGUAAUGUGCCAUAAAAUUUUAUUAAUAUUUAAUGAUAUUGUCAACCAUGUCCAUGAUAUGUAAUUAUGAAUAUAUACAGUAUAGCAUUAACAACAAGAUGGACAUAUCAAAUUAAAUUUUCUUGUGAAUCUCAUAUCAAGUAUAUGGCCUGAUUUGUUUAGCACUGUUGUUAUUUGUGCUGUUGCACAGAUCUUAUAAGAUCUCCUUUAAUCUCAAGUAGUGGAGUUUUGCACAUAUGUAUAUAAAGAAGUUAGCCCAGUGAGGACUGAAUUUCCAGAUAAUUGGAACUUUUUGUAAAGUGUAAAUUUUUUCUCAUGAAUGUGGCAAGCAUAGUGUGAUUAUAUUGUGAUUUAAAUAACUUUUACUUGCCUCUGUGCCAUAAAAGUUAUAAGGUACUGACUGUUAACUGUUCACCUCCUUGGUGACCAAAGACUAUAGAAAGUGUUUAUCAACUUCAGGAAGAAAAUAACACCUUUGAGUGGAAGUUCUUCAUGUAGUGUGUUGGAUGAUUCUAAUAUGAAAAAUCUUCUGAAAUGUGUUCACAACACUACUUGGUCUCAAAACUACCUUCAUUGAAGUGAUGUGAAUAUUCUGUAUUGCAAGUUUGAUGAUUUGCAUAAGUUGAUGGUGCUAUUUAUUUGAAGACCAGUGUUGGUGCACUGGAACAGCUGGGCUUCAUCCAGAAUAGUUGAAAUACAUAUAAAGUUAGUUUAGAGAGAAAGGAAACUUAUUAUGUAGAUACGUGAAUAUGCUUAUCAUUAGUUAUAGUGACCCAUGUCCUAAUACUGGCUAUAUAGAUAUUGUACAAGUUAAAUCAGAGAAUACUUACCAGACUUGCUAGUCAGUUUAGUACAUAACUCACGGGCACUGCAAGACUUUUUGAAAUGUUGAAAGUGUACAGUGCCAUGUACUUUCCUCAUAAAAAUUACCCAUUUUAUGAGCUAUAAGUAACAUUAGCUUUUUCAAAUUUUUAUAGAGGAAAAAAAAGUCAUUGCCAUAAAGAGGAAAAGAUUUUACUGUAGAAAUUAGAAUGCAGUAAAUAGUAUAAUUAUUGGUUAUCAUAUUUUCUUUGUUAAAUAAAGGAAGUGAUAACCUCAAGUGGUAUCUUUUUUAUAUAAAUAUAAAAUGUGAAAAUAGUUGUACUAUAUUAAUUUUAUUCUUCAUUUUAGAGACCAUGUGGAACGUUUCUAUACGAGUUCCACAUUGUCCUAUAAAAAGAAGAUGCAUAUUUUUUUCUAUUAAUGCCACAUAAAGAUAAGGGAAUAGUAAUCUUGAUAUCUUUUAAACUGUCAAUUAUUGUGAAACAUGACAUCAUAUGGGAUAAGGGUUUUCCAUGUGUCCCUCGCACAACUUUGAAUCUGUAAGACUGACGUGACACAGUUGGGUAUAGAAAUGGAAACACAUACUUCUAGAUGACUAUACUGUACAUACAUUAAGUAAUUGCAGAGUAUACAUAGCAUAUCUUAAAAAAAAUAUUGUCCAACAAAUAUUGAUAAAUGUAGUGCAGAUUGCUACUCCUAAUAACCGUGUAUGAAUUAUAAAACUUAAAUCAUAGUGAUUUUGAAAUGUAAUUUCAGGUUUCCAUUAAAUAUUAAUUUCAUAUGUACAGCUAGCUCAAUCAGGUGUAAGUUGUAAAAAUGUUUGCUGUAGUAAAUAUAUUGUAAAUUAAUUUUAUUUAUUCAUAUUUAUAUUCCAAGUUUAGUGUUUUAAUUUUGAUACUAAACAUUAUAUUCAUUGCAGUUUAUUAUAAAAUGUACUGUAUAAACAUUUGGGAAAUGUAAUAAUUGAAGACACCCCCAAAGUGUGUUGACUCUUAACAGGAGAUAUUGUUUGACUUUCAAGAACUUAGACUUAUUAGAUAAAGGGAAAAUGGCAACCACCAUACUCUUAUUAGUGUUGCUGUACCUGCUGAUGCUAAUGUAAAAUUAAUGCUUUUAUUAAAAUUAUAACUGGAAUACAACAUCAGACAAAAUGAUGGAACCCUUUACAGUCGAUGGAACCCUUUACAGUCAGUAGGGUUUCUUCUCCCAAGUCCGCUAGAUUUGAUGACCAUCAGUCGAGACCCACUUUUUCCCUCGCCUCUCUUCUUGUCUAUAAAGAUAGCUUGCUUGCAAGAUUCUCUCUCAGUACACGCCCUCAAUGUCCCCCUCAUAUUAUUCCUACUUUGCCCAAGGAGAGUCCCUCUUGUGAAAUUAUAUAAGGCCAUGACCAGUAUAAAAGUCUAGCCUUUUUACAGUAAUGAAAUGCCUUUUUCUUGAUUGUCAUCUUUUGCUACUCAUGUCCCACUGGAUUGAAGUCUACCAACAGCAUUAGCCAAUAAGUUAUGUUUUCUGAACAGAGUUAUGUGCCACCUCUACCCAGAGAAGCAUUUUCAUGGUGGAGCUCUAUACGUACCUACAUCAUCUCAUGGAUGUGCAUUCCUUUCUCAAAUUUUGCCAUCCAUAACUAGAUCCAUAACCAUUGAAGGUAGAAUGCAGUUUGUUGAUCACAAUACCCAACCAUAUAUUAAAGUUUACCUAUUCAUGUGGCCUUCCUCCUACCUUCACAACAGAUAGGGAACACAACUCUUGACUAGGCUAUGUAUAGGUAUUUAAUGGAACAGAGACCUACACCUUACUGUCAAAACCUUUCUUCCACACUUACUCAUAGAUUGACCUAAUUUUUGGAAACAAAUACUGUAUUGCUUUCCUAUUGUCCUUUUGAGUUUGUCCCUUGGUCAAUCCUAGAUAGUCUCAUGUUUGGCCCUUUUGAUAAUUGCUUGAUUGAUGACCAGUAAAUUGAUAGAAAAUACUGUACAUAAUUUUUUUUUUUUUUUUUUUUUUUUUUUUUUUUACACUUGGUACCGUCAUUGAAAAAGUUUGAUUCUUUCAAAGUUAAAACUAAUAUGACCAAGUGAACCAAUAUGUUUAAAUUUUAGUGUUAGGAAGACACAUUCUCCCAAUCCUGUUUCAUCAACUGUUCUUUGUGUUUAUCAUUGCCGUUUCCAGUAAUUUAACUCGUUAUGUCUGUUCUCGGUUUUCCAGCCUAUCUUGUCAGGGUUAAAGUUAUCCAUGAGUAAGUAAUUAAUUAUUAAAAAGAGGGCACCAAAUUAUCCAUGAGUAAAUAGUCGAUACAUUCUUAUCAAUAUUUUCAUGGUUUGUCAUACCAUUGUCUAGACCUUUGUCAUUUUAAUGUUGUAUAUAUCAUUGUUACUGUUAUCUUUGGCCCUCACAUUAAUUUUGUGCAUGCACAUUUUGUUCAUUCAUUUAUUGUAUAUAGGGAGGGAUUAGCUUUUGUGCCUACCUUUUAAAUUCUGGGAAUCUAGUGCAACAUUUUAUUUGCUUUCCUGUUUGUUAUAUCUACUUUUAAAGCUGUGGUUUAGAUUGGCCUUGACCUACUCCAUUUCAUUUUGUGUGUUCAUUACUCAUACACUGAAGGAGUACAUUACGUUCCUGUGGCUCGUUUUUCACUUCCGAUGUGUGUCUACUAGUCUUUACUUCUCAUUUGGAACAGUCGGUUCUUGUCCAUUUCUCGGCAUCUUUUGAACCAGUGUGCGCAGGUUCAACUCUUGACCCUGUCCACAUAGAUCAUUUCAUAUAUCCAGCAUCAAUUUUGUAGUAAAUCCUUAGUACCAUUUUCUUUAGUUAAAUCCGUGCUGACAACAAUGUAGAGAGAAAAAGUUAACUUCAUUGAAUGGAAUGCUUUCAGACUUAUGAAGUUUUACAUUUCAUAGUUAAUGUCAGGAAUAUCACAUGGUAUAUAUAGUAAUGCUCAUGCAGUGUCCCCAACAGGGUAUAAAUCCAAAAUUACAAUAAUUAAAUUUCAUAACCAUUAGUAAAUUUAAUUGUAUUGUUACCCAGUACAAAUUAUAUGGCACUAAGCUUGGAAUAUAAUAAUAAAGAUAUGGGAGAAUGUAAUGGCAUACUUUUGUUCAAAACCGAUUCAUAUAUAAUGUACUAAAAGGUACAUGUAGUAGUACAGAACUACUGUAUAAUUAAUUACAGUACAGUAUUAUAGUUCUGUAAUAUCUAUUCAUUUUAGAAUGUACUGUCACUUUCAUAGUCUGUAAUACGUUACAACUAUUAUUAGAUAGUGGGUUGAAUAAAAAUUUAUUGUACAGGUUACAGGAAGCAAUUUUGAAGUUACACGUCUCUCUAAGAAAGGAGAAAGUCUAGAAGUAAUAAUACCCAAAUAUUUGAAGGAAAAACAUUUUGUUCAGGAAUAUUUUGUCUAUGAUCUAACAGGUCCUUUGUUAGUUGGCCGAGGUGAACUUGUACCGAGUUUGUAUCCUGGCACAAGACAAUAUGACGAUUCCAAAAAAAUGAACUAAAACAAAAAUUU
Messenger RNA from Procambarus clarkii (red swamp crayfish), 16105 nucleotides. RefSeq names its product FYVE, RhoGEF and PH domain-containing protein 2. The record is from RefSeq and is a predicted model, not a curated record. NCBI's taxonomy places the organism in Eukaryota, Metazoa, Arthropoda, Malacostraca, Decapoda, Cambaridae. Gene Ontology annotation, biological process: cytoskeleton organization; filopodium assembly. Gene Ontology annotation, molecular function: guanyl-nucleotide exchange factor activity; metal ion binding. Gene Ontology annotation, cellular component: cytoplasm.